UGUGCACUUUUCCCACACUGGAUUCAUAUGUUUCUUCUGCGCAAAAUCUACACCAUUUACUGAGUUUGCACCAAGAGUAACACAUUGAAGGAUGGCACGGAAGACUGUGGGCUGUCGUCUCAAUGGUCUGGAGAUCUCGCUCAUAGUUCUCUUCCUUUUGAUGACAGCAGUGUCAGUGGGGCUUAUCACGGUCUUGGCCCUCAAAUUGGAUUCAGAAAAACAAGAAGUGACUCCAGAGGAACCGACCCCCACAGUAAAUCCUCAAGAGAACCCGUAUCUGAUCGGUGUGGGUCGUGCAGACUGCACAGGGCCUGUGGCGGAUUUGCCUAUGAUGGGUUAUGCCAAUACUGAGCAGACUGCGAGAGGGAUCCACACACGUCUGUUCAGUCGAGCCUUCAUUGUGGAUGACGGCAGUAAAAGAGUGGUGUUCGUGACUGCGGACAUCGGCAUGGUCUCUCAGAGACUGAGGCUUGAGGUUUUUCAAGAGCUAAAGGCGAAAUAUGGAGACCUGUACAGACAGGACAAUGUGGUCAUGAGUGGCACGCACACACAUUCAGGCCUGGGUGGCUUUUUCCAGUACACACUCUUUAUGAUCACCAGUAAAGGCUAUAUUAAGCCAUCUAUACAAGCCAUCGUCAGGGGAAUAGUCAAGAGUAUUGAUAUAGCUCAUAGGAAUUUGAGACCUGGGCGAAUUUUCAUAAAUAAAGGACAACUAGUCGACAACAACUUGAACAGAAGCCCACAUUCAUACUUGAACAACCCUGAGGAGGAGAGAAACAGAUAUGAAUUCAACACAGACAAGCAGAUUGUCAUCAUGAAAUUCACAGAUCUGGAUGGGGAUGGUAUGGGGUUGCUCAGCUGGUUUGCUGUCCAUCCCGUCAGUAUGAAUUACACCAAUCACAUGGUGAGCUCGGACAACCUUGGCUACGCCUCCUAUGCCUUCGAGCAGGAGAAAAACAUUGGCUUUCUUCCCGGUGAGGGUCCUUUUGUUGCCGGCUUUUCCUCCAGUAAUCUUGGAGAUUCAUCUCCCAACAUUCGCGGCCCCGUCUGCGUGAACACAGGCGAGAAGUGUGACUACCUUAACAGCUCCUGCCCCGUCGGUGGAAAAAAAGCAUGCAUAGCUUUUGGACCGGGUGAGGACAUGUUUGAAAGCACCAGGAUCAUAGGAGAGAAUAUGUAUAAAAAAGCAAAGGAGCUGUACAGCAGUGCAAAGCAGGAGUUGCACGGGUCGGUUCACGGCGCACAUCAGUGGGUCAACAUGACCGAUGAGACUGUCCCAUUUAACUCCACUCAUUCAGGACGGACGUGUAAACCUGCUCUGGGACACAGUUUUGCCGCUGGUACAACCGACGGAGGAGGCGAAUUCAACUUCAUACAAGGGGAUACAGAUGGAGACCCCUUUUGGGAUGGCAUAAGAGAUGCGCUUUUGGGACCCCCGUCUAAUGAGUCCAAGGCUUGUCAUUGGCCUAAACCAAUCCUCGUCAGCACCGGGGAGAUGGAUUCACCCCUCCCAUGGCAUCCUGCCAUUGUGGACGUUCAGAUCAUCACUAUUGGCUCUUUAGCCAUAGUUGCAGUCCCUGGAGAAUUCACUACCAUGUCAGGGAGAAGGAUACGGGAGGCAGUCAAAAAGGAGUUGGAGGUGCAAGAGUCUUUCACUAAUGCAGAGGUGGUUGUCGCUGGUCUCUGCAACAUCUACACCCACUACAUCACUACAUACGAAGAGUAUCAGAUCCAGCGAUAUGAGGGCGCAUCCACCAUUUUUGGCCCUCACACUCUCUCGGCUUAUAUCCAGCGCUACAGAGGACUGGCCAAAGCUAUUGCUCAUGGAACAAUAGGAGAAUUGCCAAAGGGUCCCGAACCCCCUUUCUUUCAUGAAGACACACUUUUUAAUCAAGUGAAGGACCCCGUGGCAGAUGUAGCACCAGCUAACACCACCUUUGGUGACGUCUUACAGCAAGUUAAUCCUGUUUAUAAAGUGGGAGAAAUGGCAUCUGUCACAUUUGUUGCUGGAAACCCGAGACACUCUGGAGAUAUUAGAGAUAAGACAUUGGUCACAGUGGAGAGGUUUCACAACGACACCAACACAUGGGAAAUAGUUCACACGGAUGCAUCAUGGGAAACAAGGUUUCACUGGAUUAAAGGAUUUGCCGGCCGGAGUCAGUCAGAAGUGGAGUGGCACAUCCCGCUCACAGCGCAGACAGGAACCUACCGGAUUCAACACUUUGGACAUUACAAACAAUCCAAGGAUAACAACACCAUCAUCAUGCCAUACGUGGGCGCUUCUGAUGCUUUCGAAGUCACCAGAAGUUUUUACUACUUUUGAUCAGUCAGUGUAUCACUGAGGAAGAACAUUAUAUGCUGUAGAAUAUUAGCUGUUUAGUGCUCAGUUAACAGCAUCAAUCUGUAAACUAAUGUUGUUGUCUAAGGUAAACAUGCAACAAUAGUAUAUGCCAAAUGCACAAACAUCGACCUCUCUGCCUUUUUUUAUUUCUAAGGUGAAAUAGUUGUUUGGUAAAGUAGCCUAUAUCGAUCUGUUCCAGUCCUAGCUUCUGAUUGGUCUCUGCUGCUAAAAUAAAUACAAUAUUCACAAUAUUGUACAGCACACAUAGAGGCAAACUGUUAAAGUUAUGUAGGUAUGUCUUCUGAAUGUAUUUAAUAAAAUCAUGUAGGCCUAUUAAUUUGAA
Molecule: messenger RNA, 2684 nt
Organism: Rhinichthys klamathensis goyatoka
Lineage: Eukaryota; Metazoa; Chordata; Actinopteri; Cypriniformes; Leuciscidae
Gene: asah2
Product: N-acylsphingosine amidohydrolase 2
Exons: 21
Coding region: 92-2323 (743 amino acids)
Biological process (GO): ceramide catabolic process; long-chain fatty acid biosynthetic process; sphingosine biosynthetic process
Cellular component (GO): extracellular region
Molecular function (GO): N-acylsphingosine amidohydrolase activity
Source: RefSeq, a predicted model, not a curated record